Musa acuminata subsp. malaccensis (wild Malaysian banana) is the source of this 3258-nucleotide messenger RNA. The record is from RefSeq and is a predicted model, not a curated record. NCBI's taxonomy places the organism in Eukaryota, Viridiplantae, Streptophyta, Magnoliopsida, Zingiberales, Musaceae.
AUCCUCUCUACGUGCAUACAAUCUUGCAUUAGGAACCUCAGAAGAAGAUUAAGCCUCCUCUUCUAAAUGUGAUGUUUAAGUUCAUAUGUAAUGUCCACUUUGUUUCUUACACUGAACUUUCUCUGUCUCUCUAAGCAUAUACGCACACAACAAUGAUGUUUUAUGCAAAGUACAAGUAGAUGAAACUAAUUGCUUGAGUUAGUGCAAGUAUAUUACCUCCUGCCACACGAUGUUUCACUUUGAGUUCUGCAGAUGAGAAACUGGUUAUUCUUCUGCAUGCACCAGUUCAUCAUCCUCUUCCUCUAUCUUCUGGCUUUCUUUUUUUUUCCACUUAAACACACUGUAAGCAUCAGAAAUGUAGAUGUGUGAAAAGAAAGAUCUUGGAAAUGGAAGAACAUGGCAGUCCCAAAAGAAGCAAAGAAGUGAGACAUCAGAAGAGCUAUUUUGAGGUUCUGGGGCUAUGCUGCCCCUCCGAAGUCCCACUGAUCGAGAACAUCUUGAGCUCAUUGGAUGGGAUUCAGAAAGUUUCGGUCAUCGUUCCAUCGAAGAUGGUCAUUGUAAUCCAUGACAGCCUCAUUAUCUCGCAGCUUCAGAUCGAAGGAUCUAUCAAAGUUUCUUUACACUCUAUUCUCUUGGCUUCAUCAGUUAAGGCAUUGAACCAGGCGAGGCUUGAAGCUACCGUUCGAGCAUAUGGAACUGAUGCAAUCGUCAAGAAAUGGCCAAGUCCAUACAUACUGGCCUCUGGAUUGCUGCUCUCAGCUUCCAUGUUCAAACACUUCUUCCACCCGCUGAAAUGGCUGGCAAUUGCUGCCGUGGUGGCUGGCCUGCCGCCAAUUGUGCUGAGAAGCAUUGCAGCCAUUCGAACAUGCACUCUCGACACCAACAUUUUGCUGCUGGUUGCAGUGGGUGGAGCGGUUGCACUUGAGGACUACACAGAAGCAGGCUUCAUUGUGCUUCUCUUCGCAGUUGCUGAAUGGCUGGAGUCAAUAUCCAGCCUCAAGGCCACCGUUGGGAUGUCAACGCUGAUGAGGAUGGCACCACAAAAUGCCAUUCUAGCAGAAACAGGCGAAGUAGUGGAUGCUCAAGAUGUGAAGAUCAACACAAUUCUGGCAGUUAAAGCCGGAGAAGUGAUCCCAAUCGAUGGAGUUGUGGUUGAAGGGCAGAGUGAAGUUGAUGAGAGUAGCCUCACAGGAGAGUCCUUCCCUGUCGUCAAGCAGCCGCAGUCACCAGUUUGGGCUGGCACACUAAACAUAGAUGGUUAUAUUAGUGUGCGCACAACUGCUUUAGCUGAGCAAUCUGCAGUUGCUAGAAUGGCAAGAUUAGUCGAAGAAGCUCAAAACCGCAGAUCCAAGACCCAGACAUUGAUAGACUCCUGUGCAAAGUACUACACACCAGCUGUGGUGACAAUAGCAGCAGGGGUUGCAGUAGUUCCAAUGCUAAUGAGAGUUAAUGAUACUAAAAGAUGGUUCAGGUUGGCACUUGUCCUGCUUGUGAGUGCAUGUCCCUGUGCAUUGGUGCUAUCCACACCCGUUGCAACAUUUUGUGCACUGUUGAGAGCAGCCAGGGCAGGACUCUUUAUCAAAGGAGGAGAUGUUCUUGAAAACCUGGCUGGCAUAACAGUGGUGGCGUUUGACAAGACAGGGACACUAACCAAAGGAGAGUUCACUGUCAUGGAUUUCCGCUCGAUUAGCAGCAACGUCUCCCUGCACACACUACUUUACUGGGUUUCAAGCAUUGAAAGCAAAUCAAGCCACCCAAUGGCAUCCGCAUUGGUAGAUUAUGCUAAAUCAAAUUCUAUCAAACCAAAACCAGAGAAUGUAAGGGAGUUUCAUAUUUACCCAGGAGAAGGAAUCCAUGGAGAAAUAGAUGGAAAGAACAUAUACAUAGGGAAUAAGAGAAUUGCAUCAAGGGCCGCAUGCAAGACAGUUCCAAACGUGGAGGGCAUGGAAGGAAUCAACUAUGGAUAUAUAUUCUUGGACAUGAUUCCAAUUGGAAUUUUCACUCUGUCUGAUACCUGCCGGGCUGGUGCUGCACAAGCACUAAAGGCACUAAAAUCACUGGGAAUUAAAUGUGCAAUGAUUACAGGAGACAGCAAUGAGGCAGCCAUCCAUGCACAGAACCAGCUAGGGCAUGCCAUAGAAAUAAUUCAUGCAGAGCUUCUACCAGAGGACAAGGUAAGAAUUAUUGGAGAUCUAAAGGCCGGAGAAGGUUCUAUAGCAAUGAUUGGAGAUGGGAUGAAUGAUGCACCUUCACUGGCCAUGGCAGAUGUUGGGAUCUCAAUGGGCAUAUCAGGUUCAGCAGUUGCAAAGGAGACCAGUCAUAUAACCUUAAUGUCAAAUGACAUCUCCAAGGUCCCAAAAGCUAUCAGACUGGCCAGGAAGACAUAUUUUACCAUCAUUCAGAAUAUUUUCUUCUCGGUGAUAACCAAAGUGGUAGUCCUUGCAUUUGCCUUUGCUGGCCAUCCACUUCUUUGGGCAGCUGUCCUAGCUGAUGUCGGCACAUGCCUUCUAGUCAUCUUAAACAGCAUGAUGCUAUUGCAAUCAAAAGACAAGAACAAGAAACAUUGUGCAAGGCAUGAACACAAAUUGCCUGGCAGUCAUGAACAAUCACAGAGUUGCAAACAUGGGCAUAGUUGCCAUGAGCAUGAGAAGGGAGACAAAGAAAAGACACAUGAGAACUGCAUGAAUCAAGACAGUCAAAUUGAAUCAUCAAUCGCUUCUCAUUGCUGUCAUGAGUCAGUGGCAGACAAAGCAAAUGCAACUCAGGAACAUUCAAUCUUGAUAACUGAUGGGAAGGUGCAACAUGGAGAUGGAUUGCUCAAAGAGAAUACAAGCAAGAAUGUUGCGUGCAGCCACAAGCCUGAUAUCAGGGAGAAUUGCUGUGAGAGACAUGUCAUUUGUAGUUCCUCAAAAUUUUGCAGAGGCACAGACAAGGAAAAGCAUGGUGAUUGUUGCAUUACUCACCGGCAUGUGUGUGGGAAAGAACAACAAGGUUGUUCAUCUUCACAGGGGAUCAUAGAAAGGAGAAUGAUCGGUGGGUGUUGUAAUAGUUACAGGAAACGGUGUGGGAAGAAAGAUAGCUGUUGUGCAAAUGGAAAUGUCCUACUGCCUGAGAUCAUCUUAGAGUAGAGAGGAGAGUGUAGGGCAGUUUAGGUUAAUUCAACUAAUGGUGUCUGUCCUUCUCAACUGGAUAAAAAUUCUGGAUGUUGUCUAGAUAUAUAACAAUUUGGAUUUGGACUGGAUGGAAGAAGUUGAGUCA